AUGUCAACGGUGGACAAAGAUACAUUGUCAACACAUUACCACCCAGGACAACGAAAAAAACGCAUGAAUCCUGUUGAUGUUGAGAUUUUAAAGAUUUUGCAGAAUACAAAUGAAGUGCAGAAGAGCAACUCGCCUGAGACAAAAAGGCUAAUUCCAUCGGACGAAGAUGAAGCUUUCUUAGUCUCCGUAUUACCAUCUAUAAAAAGAUUAUCAGAAGAUGAUAAAAUAGAAUUUAGAAUACAUGUGAUGCAGUUAUUAAGGAACUACACUAAUCGCCUGCGUAUGGUACAACAUUCUACUCCUACAGAUAUGGGCACCACAUUGAUAGUUGAAUAUGAGAAUCCUCAAGCUAGUACUUCUGCUGUCUGUAUUAAUAUUGUGGAAGAAUCAGAAACUGAUUUUGAAAACAUAUAA
Pieris macdunnoughi is the source of this 414-nucleotide messenger RNA. NCBI's taxonomy places the organism in Eukaryota, Metazoa, Arthropoda, Insecta, Lepidoptera, Pieridae. The record is from the annotation of a GenBank genome assembly.